GUGACCAACAUGGAUAAUUUAGAAGAUAUUUCGGACGCUUUAUAUGAUUUUCAGAAAAAGCUUCCGAAAGAAUUUCCACCAUUGUUGAACGAAUAUUUGUGUCAUGUGGCUAAGACAGGACAGACAUUGUUUCCUUGGGAAAGAUUGAAGACAUUUCUGAGAGCCAAGUUAGAUGACGUCAUGGUAAAAUAUAACGCUGAUUUACCCUCAGACCAUUUAGUCAAUAGUCCAAAUGUUGAAAAUGCCAAGUUUGCAGAAAUGAGAGAUAGAAUUUUAGUUGCAUUUGAAAAAUUUUCUGGGGCACCUUUUACUGUUCAAAGGCUUUGUGAAUUGAUAAUAGAACCAAAAAGACACUAUAAAAGAACAGAUAAAUUCUUACGUGGAAUUGAAAAGAAUGUAUUAGUUGUAAGUACUGUUGAUCCUCUUGGAAGGAAAAUUGUUUGUGAAAGUCCAAAGAAUCUAGUGAAUGGAUUAGAUGCUAAUGGAGAGGAGGUUGUACAAACAGAAGAAAAUGUACCUGCACAGAUAGAAAACUGGGCUACAGAUGAAGUGUCUGCAUCAUGGCCUGCUGAAUCAACCAGUAAUAAUAAUAGUCAAAGUCAAACCUCUUCAUCUUCAGUUCACAAUGGAGAGGGAGAUAACUCUACUCAUCAAACAACUGACAACACACCCUCACAAUCAACAGACUCCUCAUUAAUUACCUCUCAUCCGAAAGGCGAUUCUAUUUCAUCCAAUUCAUCUUCGUUAGGGGAGGCAACUCCAACUACAUCCCAAGAUAACUUGCACACAACCAAAUUAAUUGACAAUGUGACAAACGAGACUGACAAUAACGACAAUUGUACUACAGAGCCUGUAUCCAGUAUUAGUGAAGAGAACAGUAUUCAUGUAACACCUAGUCCAGGCAAAGCAGUGGAGAUACAUGUUUCUGCUAGUGAUAUUCCUGUGGAAAUAACAACCAGUGAUAUUCGUGUAGAAAUAUCAACUAGUGAAGUCCCUGCUGUUGAUUCAGUCAGUGAUAUGUCAGACAAUGUCAUUCAAAAUCCUAUAGAAAGUGCAGCAUCUACAAAUACACAAACUGAAGAAUCAGUCACUACUACAGCAAAUAAUUCGAGCCCGUCCAGAAAUAACAGUGAUCAGCAAUCAGAAACAAGGGAAGCAACUGAUGGAGCAGUUACCUCAUCAGAAUCAGCAGACAAUCAAUCAUCAGAAACAUUACACAGUGACGACAAUAAAAACUUAGAUACUUCUAUCUCACAGUCAGAUAAUCAACCAUUUUCAGCAAAUAAUGUUCAGGAUAACUCAGCAGAUAACUUGACAUCAGACAAUGUGACAUCCUCAGACAAUGCAAGUGAUAAAAUUGGCCAUUCAGAAAAUAUGGAGUCUGACACGAAUGAAGCCUGCUCUGAACAAUCUGUGAUAACUGAGUCAGUUCAAAACUCUGAAGUUGAGUCACCAGAGGUUUCUAAUACAUCAAACAUUGAAAAGUCAUCCGAAGUUUCACGUUCGGAGGAACCAAUGGAGCAGGAUUAAUUCUAAUAUAUUUUUGGUGCAAAUUUUAGGCCAGUCAGCUUGUCUGAUAGAUUUAGAUAAAGUUCAGAUUUAUAUGGUUGGUUGAAACUAUCAGUGCUUAAAAGACAUCAGGUCAUUUUUUAACCUAAAGUGGCAAUUCUUUGUAUAUUGUAU
Messenger RNA from Lottia gigantea (owl limpet), 1683 nucleotides. RefSeq lists its product as hypothetical. Gene Ontology annotation, biological process: protein dephosphorylation. NCBI's taxonomy places the organism in Eukaryota, Metazoa, Mollusca, Gastropoda, Lottiidae. Gene Ontology annotation, cellular component: cytoplasm; nucleus; protein phosphatase 4 complex. The transcript has 7 exons. Gene Ontology annotation, molecular function: protein phosphatase regulator activity. The record is from RefSeq and is a predicted model, not a curated record. The coding region runs from base 10 to 1530 and encodes 506 amino acids.